Theileria parva strain Muguga is the source of this 5151-nucleotide messenger RNA. RefSeq names its product ABC transporter family protein (gene ABCC2). NCBI's taxonomy places the organism in Eukaryota, Apicomplexa, Aconoidasida, Piroplasmida, Theileriidae. Gene Ontology annotation, biological process: transmembrane transport. The transcript has a single exon. Gene Ontology annotation, cellular component: membrane. Bases 1 to 5151 code for a protein of 1716 amino acids. Gene Ontology annotation, molecular function: ATP hydrolysis activity; ATP binding; ABC-type transporter activity. The record is from RefSeq and is a predicted model, not a curated record.
AUGGGAAAACCUCAAGAACAAUCACUCCUAAGUCAUGUAAAAUACAAAUAUGAAAAGGAGGAAGUAACUGAGGAUUGCAAUUUCUGGGAAAGUGAAAUAAAUCUUAUAAAAAAAUGUAGUAAAGUAGAAGGAAAAGAUGUUUCAUACUAUGGAAGAAGAAAUGUAUUUGGUUUUCUGUUCUUCCAUUGGAUUACCAAAUGGAUUAGUAUUCUCUCAAACAAGUAUUUGGAACCGUACAAGUUACACCCGCUGCCUAUUGCAGACCAAAUACUCUACUGGCAACCAAUCUUCUCAAAACAUGUAAGUGAUUCAUUGAUUGAAUUGGAAAUGGAGGAAUAUGAAUACAAUCAACUGGGGAAAAAUAAGAAAAAACAAAAGCCCAAGAAACUAAUUCUCUUCAGAGCUAUAGUGUUCACAUUCUGGAGAAGGAUAUUACUAGCAAUGAUAGGCAUGAUAUCGAUGAAUAUUCUGAGUAUGAGUAUCGCAAUUUUGUUAAGUAAAUUGUUUAAAUUGAUGAUAUCUGAAAAUUUCAAUUAUGGCCCUAUAUUUGGACUCAUUCUGGUGAUAAUAGUGCUUGAAUUAUCCAAAGGCAUAUGUAUAGACCAUGUAACGUUUUAUAUUCAGAGGUUAAUAGUCAUGGUAGACUAUUCACUGGGAAUAACAAUAUUCCACCAUGGUUUGUGCCUAAGAAGAAACUACUCUAACCUUGAUUCAACAAAAUAUAACUGCAAUAGUGUUUUACAUAGUUGUUCUCCUGGUUCAAACUGUUUUAAAAAUCCAUUUUUAUGUUCAGCAAGGCGCCAUAAGAAUUUCGAUAUCACACCUAAAAUGUACUCUUAUAAAUUUGUAGACUGCUAUUAUGUAACUUUAAUAUUUGACAACCUGACAGAUAUAGUCAACUUCCUAACGAAUUUCAUAUACGGAAUUAUACUAAUUCAUGUCCAAAUGAAGAUUAAAAUAUUCACAGUUUCAAUAAUCUCGGUAUCACUUGUUGUAUUUAUGAUAUUUGUGGAAAUAUUCAACAGCUUCCUGCUCAAAUUCUAUUACGCACUGAGGGACCAUAGAAUUAGUAAAUCAUAUGAAAUCAUAACAAACUUUAAAAUAAUCAAGACUCUAGUCAUGGAAGAUAUCGCAGAAAACAUGAUCACAGAUGUCAGAAAUGACGAGCUGGUCAUGAUAGCGUACAGAUUUUUCCUUUCCCUAGUAAAUAAAGUCCUGUAUUUAAUAAUUGUAACAUGCGCUCUUGUAAUUAUAAUUAAAGACUUUGUUGAGCAGCUUAAAAAUACAUCAGAUCUAAAGGAGAUUGAUUCUUCGUCAAUAAUAACACUCUUGUUCAUAUUACUUAAGAUUAUAGACCCAAUGUUUUUGUUACCACUAACACUAAGGAUGUUGAUUCUUGUUAUUAAUUCAUACAAUCGCAUAGAAUUCUUUAUAAGAACUUGUUCACCAAACUAUUAUCAAUCAGAUAAGUUCCUAGUUGACCCAAAUCUCAAGAAUAAGCUCUUUUCAAAUCGCAGUAUUUAUUUAAAACAACAUCGGUGCCUAGUAGAUUACUCAAAUUUAAAAAUCCCAGAGCAGAGAAAAGACUCACUUGUUGAUGGCUCUGUGAUAAAGUUUGAUAACGCUUCAUUUACAUGGAUUUUUAGCAGAGAGGAUUUAGUUAAGAAUAAUGAGAUUCAUUUGAAGAAUAUAAACUUUCAACUUAAUGGGGGUGAAAUUGCAAUAAUUACAGGCCCGCAGGGUUGUGGUAAGUCAAACUUUAUCAAGUCAAUUCUUGGUGAGAUGACUUUGGUUGGUGGUUCAAUGUAUGUAAAACCAUUAAGUAAAUCAAUGCCGAUAUUUUAUGCAUCACAGGAUGUAUGGUUGAAAAGAGGAACUAUCAGGGCAAACAUAACAUUUGGACAUAGAUUUGAUGAGGAUAUAUAUAACUCAGUAAUUAAAGCUGUUGAGCUUGAGACUGAUAUAUUCAGCUGGCAAGAAGAAGAUUUGCGUACUAUCGUUGAUGGUGGAUUUGAACUUAGUGGUGGUCAGAGAGUUAGAGUUGAACUGGCAAGAGCAGUAUAUGCCUACAUGAUUUAUAGUAAGAUGGCGAAAGAACAGUCGAGACGUCUUUCGUUCUUAAUGUGUCUUGAUUCUGUGUUUUUGGGCUUAGAUCCAUUCGUAGGAGGUAACAUAUUCAACAAUUUGUUCAAUUCUAAAAAUGGUUUAUUGCAUAAGCAAGACCUGUCGAUUGUACUAACAGCAACCAAGAGAUUAUUGGAGACUUGUUUGUCAACAUCAAGCCCAAAUAACUUUGGAGAUAUUAAGAUUUAUACCAUUUUCAGUAAAAAACUAAUUCUCAAGACUAAUUUAAGAGACUUUAUACUUAAAUUUAACCCAGCUUACUCUACUACACUAGAUACUGGUAAUACCACAACUGGUGGAACGAUAAAGGAGGAAAGUGAUGUUGAUGGAAAUGUUAUGGAAAGUGGUGUUAUAGAGUUGUAUAGAAAGUGUAAAUCAACUGAAUUUCAAAGAGUGCCACGUAGAACUGUAGUUAGAGACCAAUAUGAUGACAAAAGUGGAUAUGGAUCCCACAAAUUUGAUAGUAACAUAAGUAUCAAAAGUAUUGUACUAAAACCUCUCCUGAUCUAUAUAAGCUCUGCAGGCUAUCCAUUUUUCGCUUUUUUAUUCUUUUUGAUAUCGUGCACAAUUCUAGACAACGUUAGAUACAUUUUUGCCUCAAAGCUGUCAAACUUUGUUAAUGAACAUCUAAAGAACUUAGAAAACUUUUUAGACGAUAAAGAGAAGUGUAAUUCUGUCCACUCACUUAUCAAGGAAUACAGUACUAAAUCCUUGACACGAAUAACAUACGUUUCUAUUUUUGUAAUCAUCGCCUCAGUUUCAGUAGUUGUUGCAAUGACCCUGGUCUCAUUGAAAGCAUCACUAAACAUCCACGAAUAUUCACUUGAUUCAGCACUUUAUAAAUCUUCAGCGAAAAUUAAAAUAAAGAGAUACAUAUCGGAUGUAUUCACAUUUUUGUCCUGUGAUACACUUUACAUUGACCUCACAAUUGGUUAUUACCUGUUCGAAUCGUUCAUAAUAGUAGUUGAAACCAUAAUUCACAUGAUCAUGUUGGUGUAUUUGUUACCCACAUCCGUAUUUUUUGUACUAAUAGCGAUGGUUUUGAUAAUUAAAUUUCCAGUGUUCUCGUUUUUAAAGGGUCUUUCGAACAUCAGAUUUGCAUAUAUGGCCUCAACAAAUAGACUUAAUUGUGUUUUAAACGACUCUAUUUCAGGCUCAAUUGUAUACCGCAGCUAUAGAAAGGAAACAGAGCUGGUGACUGAGUUUGUGGAACAUGCAGAUUACAAUGCUAGGUCACGGUUCAUGGAAAGAUCAGUUUUUACCUGGACAUCCAUUAUGUGUAGGUGUAUCUUCUCAGUGAUGAUUUUCUUGAUCAUUCUAACGCCAAUAACAAUUUCUAAAUUUGUAGAUUAUGAUAUCAAAAUUGGUUACUAUGGUUUGGCGUUCUCACUCUCACUCAAUGUGACAAACAGGUUUUCAAAAUUAUUAAGGUUGUUCACCAAAUUACAGUUAUAUCUAUGCUCAGUGAUUAGGUUUACGAAUUUCAUACCUGAAGAUGAAAAGCUAAACUUUAAUCCUCCGAAAAACAUAUACGUAGAGGGAAUAACAAUCAAUAAUAUCCCCAGUCAAAAUGGGAAUAGUUUACCAGAAGACCAGACCAAGUCUGGAAAACUUCAAGACGUGGUUUCUAAUUCUUAUAACACUGAUACUACCAAUACGACUGAUAAUAGUAUGGAUAACUCUGUUAUUACAAGUUUCCAGUUAACUAAUACUGAUGCCGCUAUUAAUACAGACAACGAAUUUUUUGAAUGUAAAGAUCCUAAUAAAUUGAGGAUUAAAUAUUUAUACAGAAGAAGAAAAGAGUUUUAUUCAGUGAGGAGUAUAAUGUCAGUUAGAAGUGUCUUUUUCAGACCAAAAAUUAACAUUUACGAUAUUUCUGAUUAUAUGGAUCCAGUUCACAGGUUCAUAAGAUUAGAAAAUGUAUAUGUAUUAUCCAAGCCACAUGUUAGUUUAUCACAUAAAAAUCCAGAAGUAAAUAAUAAACCAGAUAGUGAAUUAGAUCACCAUGAACCUAAAUCUGAGAUUGGAUCCGCAAAUGAUACCAUGGAUGGUAUGAACGAGUUAGAAACCAUUGAAAUAACUAACACAGUGGACGACAUUGAUAAAUGUGAAAAAAGUGAACUGAUUAAAAGAUUUUUGUUAUUUAAUAUAAAUGCCACUGCGUCUAAAUCUGACAUUAUUGGUGUGAUUGGUAGAACUGGUGCUGGUAAGACAACCCUGUUGUCACUUUUAGUCAACUUUUCACACAUAAGAAAGGGUUCAGUUUUACUGGAUGGAGUUGAUGUUGAUCACUUACCAAGAGAUAUUAUGAGAUUAAUUGUUGGCGUUCUUCCUCAACUACCCUUUGUUUUCAAGGGUUGGACCAUCAGAAGGUUCCUGGACCCCAGGAAACUAUUCACUGAUGAACAGAUUAAUGAAGCAUUGAGUAAAUGUGGUCUCUUGGAUUUUGUAAACACCCUAUCCGAUUGUCCAUUGGAUCUUGUUAUUAUGCCUGACUACUAUCAUAAGGAUAUCCCAAAAUAUCUCAAGAAAGUAUAUUAUCCAAAUCUAUUCACCCAUAGAAAACCCUCGAGAAUAUUUAGAACCACCUUUAGGUUAUCAAAGAGAAUAAAUGAAACUAUGGACUUUGACAUGGUGCUGUCAAACACACAAAUGAGGACGCUCAUGUUUUCCAGAUUAAUGCUUUAUAGAAAAUUCUAUAGAAUGAUAGUAAUUGAUGAGCCGCCAUCUGAUAAUUGUUCCGAUGAACUAAUGACACCUAUUACAGGAGUGACCCCAAAAGUCUCAUUCUCUUUUGAACCCCAACAAGAAACUACUAAUCAAAUUGGAGUCCCAAUUUACAAACUCCUCAGCCUUUAUUUCAAACACUGUACAAGUUUCAUAGCCGCACAUGAUGUAAACGCACUCAAGUCUUGUACCAAAUUGUGGAUACUAAAUAACGGGAAACUAGUAAUGACAUGUGACAAGGAACAAAUGCUACAAGAUGAAUCCUUAUCCAAAAUGAUCCAAGAUUCUAUGGAGAAUUGA